This is a messenger RNA of Penicillium atrosanguineum, 1128 nucleotides long. RefSeq names its product uridine-cytidine N-ribohydrolase. The transcript is spliced from 5 exons. Gene Ontology annotation, cellular component: cytosol. Gene Ontology annotation, biological process: purine nucleoside catabolic process. Bases 1 to 1128 code for a protein of 375 amino acids. Lineage: Eukaryota; Fungi; Ascomycota; Eurotiomycetes; Eurotiales; Aspergillaceae. Gene Ontology annotation, molecular function: purine nucleosidase activity. The record is from RefSeq and is a predicted model, not a curated record.
AUGUUGGCUACUAAUACAACUCUCACUCCCGUCUGGCUGGACUGCGAUCCUGGUCAUGAUGAUGCUUUUGCUAUCUUGAUUGCUGCUCACCAUCCAUCAUUGAAUCUUCUUGGUAUCACAUCCAUCCAUGGAAACGCCUCCUUGGAGAAUACAACCAACAAUGCCGGAAGUAUAUUGGAAGCAAUCGGCAGACCAGAUGUUGCCGUCUAUCCUGGAAGCCAGAAGCCCUUCUCUCGACCUGCUCUUCAUGCCCCAGAUAUCCAUGGCGAAUCUGGCCUCGAUGGCACCGACCUUCUCCCGAAGGUCUACAAACCUGCUAUCAGAGAUGUGAAUCCAAUCCUAGCCAUGCGGGAUGCUCUUUUAGCACAACCUAAAGGCACCCCCUGGGUGGUUGCAACGGGAACUUUAACCAACGUCGCCCUGCUAUUCGCAACAUUCCCGGAGGUUGCGGAGCAUAUCCAAGGUCUAAGCAUUAUGGGCGGUGCCAUCGGCGACGGCUUCACAGAUGCCCCAAUGAGCAGACUGCCAGGCGAAGAGUCCCGCAUCGGAAACGUGACGCCUUGGGCCGAGUUCAACGUUUAUUGUGAUCCCGAAGCCGCGGAGUCAAUUUUUAGUAACCCAAUCGUUGCACCCAAGACUACCAUUGCUGCUUUGGAUCUGACACAUCAAGUCUUUGCAUCGAAAGAAGUGCAGAAUCGGAUCCUGCACGGUGCCAGAGACUCAUCUAAGGAACCAACGAUCAUUCGCCAGAUUUUGCAUGCUCUGCUAAUCUUCUUUGCGGGCACAUAUGAAAACGUCUUUGGACUGAUGGCUGGUCCUCCACUCCACGACCCGCUCGCAGUUGCUGUGAUUUUGUCCAAUUUGAACCCUACAUUUGCAAAGGCACACCCUGGCCAGGUCCUUCAUUUCGAUGAUAAGGGUGGGGAGCGAUUUGCUCUCAGUAUUGUCACCGAUGGCAAACACAGUACAGAUGUCUCGAUUAGUGGUCAGCUGGGACGCUCAAUCGCUACGCCGCUUGACGGGCCUGGUGUAGCGAUUCCCAGAGGUGUCGACCUGGAAGCUUUCUGGAACCUGAUCAGCGAUUGUGUUCAACUGGCUGAUGAUUGCAAUGCUGCUCGUGCCAAAUAA